UUUUUUUUUUUUUUUUUUAAAUUUCCAGGUUCUUAUUUUGGUCAAGCUUACACAUGUUCUAUUGACAUGUACAGUGAGUAUCUCUCGCAUCUUGGUGAAAAGAAACAAAAAAUGUGCAUCUAUAUUUAUAAUGUAUAUAUAGAAUCUUCUGGGGUCUCACUUUUAGUAAUGGAAUGUAUCGGCCAUCCAUACAGUCAAAAAGAAAUAGAUAUCUUUUUUUACGAGAAAAGCUUGAUGUAUGUAAGCAAUAAAGGCGCAUCAUGUACAUGGUCCCACUGUGCCUAAAUCAGCACUCUAAUCAAAAAAAAAAAGAAAAAAAA
Messenger RNA from Mycotypha africana, 320 nucleotides. RefSeq lists its product as uncharacterized. The transcript has a single exon. The coding region runs from base 67 to 285 and encodes 72 amino acids. Lineage: Eukaryota; Fungi; Mucoromycota; Mucoromycetes; Mucorales; Mycotyphaceae. The record is from RefSeq and is a predicted model, not a curated record.